AUGCGGCCGACAGUGGCUGCAAUACAGCCGAUUAUGGAUGGCAUCAUCUCCGUUCUGGUCAGCGGGCUCUGUAAGAGUGUUGAACUGUUGAAUGACCUUAAAAAUGCUCCCGCAGAAAUACUGGAACUCGCCGAGGAUAUUGAGAUACUGAGCGGAGUGCUGGUGCAGUUUGGAGAAGCGCUCGAGAGUGCACGAGCACGCAUUACAGAAACGAACAAGCAGCAGCAUGAGUACAGAACAGGGAAGAGCUUGAUUGAAAAGAUUCAAAAAACGAUGGAUAAGAUGAUUCUUCACAGGAAUAUGGUAUCAAUGGCAGCUAAAGAUGAUAGCCUGCCCCAAAAGCUUCUGGCGUGGCUCCGAUGGCUAAGUGUCAAACCAUUUGUUGCUGCGGCAGGUCAUGCCAUACAAAGGCUUUCAUCGCUUGCCUCACUGUUUCUAAACUCUGUUGUGUGCAAGAAUCUCGCGGCGCAGAUUGCCGAAUUGCAAAGAAACCGGGCCGAGGUGCCAGAUAUGUUGUGCUUAAAGCUCAAAGUCGCCAUGCAAAUAUGUCAGAGGAAGAAGCGAAGGGUCAAAUCAGCAUCAGACGGAUUGGACUACGCUGCGAAUGGGAGACAAAAUAACGAAAGAGGCAAUGACGGCCGUCAAAGGGGCCCAAAGAUUCACGAGAUACGACUCUUUUCAGCAAAAACAAAGGACAUCUUCACGCGAACACCAGCCUGCCAAAUACCACUUCAGUCGUUCUGCUCGCUCACCCUCUCCACAACUACGACCUGCGAGGCGGACUCGUCAGUCUACGGGGAAAGGUGCGGAGCUCUCUCCGCCGGCUACGCCUCAACCGCAGGCACGCAGAGAUACUCAGGCACCGCAGAGAAGAAGAAGAUCAAGGCUGGACCAUACACCAAGGGAACGAGGAGGUGUGAUGGCGUUACCACCCUCUCCAGACGGAUCCGAGACAACCUCAUCGCAGCAAGCAUCUGA
Akanthomyces muscarius is the source of this 978-nucleotide messenger RNA. RefSeq lists its product as uncharacterized. The record is from RefSeq and is a predicted model, not a curated record. Bases 1 to 978 code for a protein of 325 amino acids. The transcript is spliced from 3 exons. NCBI's taxonomy places the organism in Eukaryota, Fungi, Ascomycota, Sordariomycetes, Hypocreales, Cordycipitaceae.